AUGGCCGCCCUUCAUCCCGUCUUGCCCGAGGACAUACUCUUCAACAUUUUUAGCUGCCUGGAGAAACGCACGCAUCUGGUCUCCGCGAUGCUCGUCCGUCGUGCCUGGUAUGGCGUAGCCGAACGGCUUCAGUAUCUGGACAUUACCCUCAAGUUCCCUCUCUUCGAGGCCGCAGGAGACAGUCAGGCCGUACGCUGCCUAACAACACUUGCGACAAGGGUCACCGCCGCCAAUGCAGUCCGCCAUUUGGCUGUCAGUGGUAUGUUCACUGGAGACACUGUUACGCUCCUCUUCAACGCACUGAACCAAAUCACGCGCCUCCUAUCUCUGGAGCUCCGGGUCACUAAUCGUACCCACGAAACCACAUUCCAGACCUUAUGGCAGGCUUCCUGCGAGUCCAGCCGUUUCCUACCUCAACUUUCUGCCAUCAACACCGACGAUGCCGUGGUCGCUGCCAGGGUGGCCCGAGGGCGACCGUUGUCUGUCCUUAGUCUUCCAGAGUUAAUGGAGGCCGCUAGAUUCGACGCGGUUGUGGAUUCGCUUCGUGCCUCUACUGCGGCAGUGACGCAACUUCGCCUAUACAUCGACGUCCACGAUAUUUCCACCGCCGCGGGGAUUGUCCGGACCAUAUGUCGGACACUUCCAUCACUCAGCGUUCUCUCCUUGCAGCUGAGAUUUCCGAAUCCAGCGGACGUGACUUGGGAUACAAUCGGAGACCUUUUGGACGACGCAGAGUCGUCUCUCGACCGCCUCCACUCUCUCAGAGUGCUCAGCCUCGUCCUAAUACCCGAUCCAGUAGAUCUCGCCCGUCUGUACGAAGAGAAGACCAAAGGGUUGGCCCGCAGGGUAGUCGACCGACUCCCCCAGCUACACCGGGUGGAGCUUCGCUGGCAUGGGUGGAUCGUCUCGGCGGAUGCGUGGACACCGACGUCACAAGACUCACAUCAGCUCCAGCAAGAAACGCAGCGAGACAUUUCAAUGGUGUUGUCGCUGUCUGGCACCCAGAAGGUGCCCGGAACACCUGCCCGUGCGCAGUCCGCGUCGACGGAGCAGAGUCCCGGGACGAACCACCUGACUGGCUUCUCCUUCUCUCACAUCGGGAAAGAACCUGAAUUAUUAAAACGUAUCAACCUUGUAGAUCAGGACCAGGAACUGCAGUAUCCUUCUUCGCCCUCGACCCCAGCUCUGCCAGACGAGCCCGCUGUCACCGCGGUGUCAUCGCAAGCAACCUCCAGUAGUAUGCCGGGGGCUUCGUCACGCCACGCAGUGCUCAAGCGCGAAGCCUCAGCUGCCGGGGCUACCUUCCGACUCAGUCCUGACACGACAUUGUUCCACGACGGACCAUCUACCUUUCAAGUUCCAGCCCUCCCCAAGAGCUCAACCGCUUUGGGUAUCUCGGGCAUGCAUUACCCUGAGUUUGCUCAGCAUCAUCGCAUUGGCACUACGAACUCGUCCCUCGCUCCCGCGAAAGAAGCCGUCGCUCCCAUGCCCGCAGAUACGAGUGUUGCAUCAUCACGACCUUCUCCCCUCAACUCCGCUGGCCCGAGCGUCCUCACCCCGUCCCAAGAAGCUCGUCGCAUCAUCCCUGGUACGCAGGACGCAUCUCCCGCAGAUCUCAUCGCACGCAUUUCGCAAGUCGCCGUGGAGAAGGCCGAGUGGAGCGAAAUGAAAGCUCUCAUGGAGCGAUACCGACGGGAGCACGUCGAACUCCUCGAGAGGAACGAAGAAUCCGCGCGCGCAUAUCAGAGGGAGCGCGAGCAAGCUUCGAAGGUCUCCGCCGUCGCCGAUGCUGCGUUCACCAAGUUUGAGGCACUGCUUCAUCGACAAGAAGAGCGACUUGCGGCAGAGCAACAGCAGGCCGAGUUUGCGCUCGCGGACGUCCAAAGGACUAUCGCUGACCGCCAUGCUGCAGAGGCCGCGGAGGAGGCUGCGCGCGCGGCAGCAGCGGAGAGAGAACGCUUCGCGCAGGCGGAGAUGGACAAAGCGGCGGAAGAAGAAACUAGACGCCUCGCCGCAGAACAAGAGGCGGCGCGACUUGCCGAAGAGAGCCAUAAGGCUGAGGCAGAGAGGCAGCGAGCUGAGCAGGAGAGGCGCGAGGUCGAAGAGAAGCGGAGAGCGGAAGAAGAGCAGCGGGCUGCAGAAGCCGCAGAAGACGAAGAGCGACGCAAGAUCUACGAGAGAAAACUAGCGAAAGCGAAACAGAUCAAGGGAGCCCAAAUUGAGGCUCAGCGACUUGAGGCUAAGCAAAUGCUCGAGAAGAGACCUAAGACUGCAAAGGAGGACCUCAUAGCGAGACUGGAGAAGGAGAAGAGAGAAGCGACUUCUCGAUCUUCCUCUGUCUCGUCGUCCAGUACGAAGCCUCCGGCGAGUGUCGGACACAGCCAGGAGACGUCGAGUCGCACCACGUCGGCGAGCAACGACACACCCGCGGCGGCUACUCAACCCCUCGCUACGUCCUUGAAUGGCAUCGACUGGUCUUCCCUUCCCGCCAAGCCCGCCGCUACGAAACCGUCGCGGCCUAGCAAAUUACAGGUCCCGAACGGCAAGGGUAAAGAGAGCGGAAACGCUGUACCAACGCCGAUCGUCAAUCAACACGCACAGCUGGACGGCGUCCUCCCGUCUCCUGUGACGGCGAACAAUCCGUACAAACAGCAGGUGAACGAUAACUCGCAGACAAACGUACAUUUGCAAUCAGAGUUGCAGACGCCGAAACGCGCUAUUGAGGCUGGUAUCAAGCCAGAGGCCAUCACCCCUCGCCUACCCCCCGGCACGCCGACGCAGGCGAUGGUGAACGUCGACACCUCCGGAGUUUUGGUACACAACCAACACAGCGCUCUUAACGUGAGCGAGUUGCGAGGCCGGACCGUCAAAGCGUCGAAAGCAGUCCAACGGACAAGUCAGCCUAGCUCGAGGCACAGUUCAUCGACGAAGGUAGCUCCGGCUGGCGAAGCCGAGCGACCCAGUGUCAAGCAGGAACCGGUCCCGGAUAUUGGCGACUUUGUCGCCCGAUCUGACAAUGUCCCUUCCGCGACCCAGACCACGGGCGUCGUGCAGCACUGUCACCCUGACAAUGCGUCUCAGACUGGCUCUCAGGUCGGCAGAAUCGCCCGCCCUCGUCCUAAUAUCCCCUCGUCGAAGCCAAACAAUCUGGGAAACGCUCGGAAGGCAGGCCAACCCUCUUCCGCCGUUCAGAAUGACGCAUUACCGUCUCCUUCGCAACCCCUUGCGCAGAGACUCUCAAUGCCCGGGAGACCUGAUUCUUCCAUAGAUACCUUCGACGCCAACGAGCCAGGGGAUGCGGAUCCUUGGGUCAACACUCCUCAGUCUCCUGUUACGGCAGAAGAGCAUAUACACAGACGAUUCGAUGCCGUUCGCGACGAGAGAACCUUUUCACGGCCCGCUUACGACCAUUACUCUCCCCAACGAGAGCUGACUCCUCCCCUUCCGGCAAGGGUAGUGUCGCGAGAACAUCGUUAUGAUCACUACUCGCCCACUCCAGGCCGUCCACCACGUCGUGAACGCAAGCGACCGAGGCCGAAUGAGACCGCUUCGGUCAACGACGACGAACCGCCUCCGCGCCGGGCCAGGAUGUCUCCACAUGAUGACCCUCCACGACGCCGACGUGCCACGACGCCUGAGAUCUACGAUCAGCCUAUGCAGUUACCGAUUGGCGAUGGACGCUGGAGCUCCGGAUCCUUGCCUUCCUGGAGCUCCGACCCUCUGCCUCCUCAAGCUCAGCCGCCCGCCGAUCAGCACAACCCGUACAACGCUUAUGCAGGGCAUCCCCCUCUGCGCGACGGCGCUCCCCCGCGCAACUACUACGACAAUGCGUCGAUGUAUGGUGAAGCGUACCUCCCGCCGCUUCCUCAGGCCGAGUACAACUUCGAACUUGCGACGGCAUCGACACAGGAACCGCUUGUCGCACGCUCCCAGACAUCACAGUGGCCCACAGAACAAAAUAAACCUCCCCAGCAACGUAUUGCGGAGCCAGGACCCAGCCUACUCUUGCGCAUCACUGACAGUCCACGCGGCACCAAUGGUGGCACUCAGGCAAGAUCCCGCAAUCGCGGCAAAGUUGACCAAUCGCCCCCGCGGCAAGGUCAGCGCAGCCGUGGUGCAGCCCCCUCUGGCAGGGGCCGUGGUAGGGGUGCCCCGACGAGAGGUGGCAGGAAGCAGGUCUCUCUUGAGUCGCGGUUGGCUAGCGGCUAA
Messenger RNA from Rhodofomes roseus, 4209 nucleotides. RefSeq lists its product as uncharacterized. Gene Ontology annotation, molecular function: protein binding. The coding region runs from base 1 to 4209 and encodes 1402 amino acids. The transcript is spliced from 3 exons. NCBI's taxonomy places the organism in Eukaryota, Fungi, Basidiomycota, Agaricomycetes, Polyporales, Fomitopsidaceae. The record is from RefSeq and is a predicted model, not a curated record.